Chanos chanos (milkfish) is the source of this 1604-nucleotide messenger RNA. It is a transcript of the gene wasf3a, whose product is annotated as WASP family member 3a. Lineage: Eukaryota; Metazoa; Chordata; Actinopteri; Gonorynchiformes; Chanidae. Gene Ontology annotation, cellular component: SCAR complex; cytoskeleton. The record is from RefSeq and is a predicted model, not a curated record. The transcript has 9 exons. Gene Ontology annotation, molecular function: actin binding; Arp2/3 complex binding; protein kinase A regulatory subunit binding. Gene Ontology annotation, biological process: positive regulation of Arp2/3 complex-mediated actin nucleation; actin cytoskeleton organization. Bases 86 to 1570 code for a protein of 494 amino acids.
AAUGGAGUACGGGAGCGGACUGACAGCACGCCCAGACCGCACGCAUCAGCUGAGUUCUCAGUGAAAGCACUUCUGGGAAGCAGCCAUGCCCCUGGUGAAGAGGAACAUCGAGCCACGACACCUCUGCCACGGGGCACUGCCAGAGGGCAUCGGCAGCGAACUGGAGUGUGUGACCAACAACACACUGUCUGCCAUCAUACGCCAGCUCAGCAGCCUCAGUAAACAUGCAGAGGACGUCUUUGGUGAACUCUUCAAUGAGGCCAAUACAUUUUACCUACGUGCAAACUCACUGCAGGAUCGCAUCGAUCGACUCGCCAUCAAAGUCACCCAACUCGACUCCAGCAUGGAGGAAGUCUCUCUCCAGGACAUAAACAUGCGGAAAGCCUUCAGGAGUGCUACCAUUCAGGACCAGCAGGUGGUGUCCAAGAGUAGCAUCCCCAACCCAGUGGCAGAGAUGUACAACAACAGCGAUAAACCACCACCUCUCAACAUCCUCUCCAAGUACAGGGACGACCUCACGGACGGGAUGAGGUUUUACACGGACCCCUCUUACUUCUUCGACCUGUGGAAAGAAAAGAUGCUGCAAGAUACGGAAGAUAAGAGGAAAGAGAGGAGGAGACAGAGAGAGCAGAAGCGCUGUGUGGAUGGUACGUUGCCACGAGAGGUCAAGAAGGUGCGUAAGGCUCGUAACCGGCGUCAGGAGUGGAAUAUGAUGGCCUUUGAUAAAGAGCUGCGGCCAGACCACCGCCAUCCCCACACUCUCCACCGGGGGGCGUCGUCUGAGGGCUCACUGUCCCCUGACAGCAGGCCACUAGGCCCUGAUAUUCCAGACUACCCAAUCACAGCAGGUCAUCCCCACAUUCCACCCAAUCACGUGCACCCACACACAGAGAUUUCAACAGGACCUAGUGGAGGGGUAGAGCAUGAAUACCACAGCAUUGGAGGAACUGUCGGAGCAAAUGUGGGAGUGGGCGUGGCCAUGGGAUACAGAGUUGGCACACUAAGCCGUACCCACCCACCCCCUGUCCAAAAUCCACCCCGUGAGGGUGGAGUCAAUGGAAACAUCACCCUCCCACCUGCAGACUACGGAAUGAUGGAGUAUUAUGCUAGUUCUGGUCCUCCUCCACUUCCCCCUGGUCCUCCCAUUCCGUCUGCACAGACGGCUUUUGCCACGCCCCUCAUGGGCACUACUCCACCCCCUCCCCAUGCUUGUCCAGUCUCUGGGAUCAUAGGCUAUCCUCUUCCACCUGUCCCACCUCCUGGACCCAUCCUGGCCCCGCCCCCCCCAGGUCCCCCACCGCCUCCCACUCCUCCAGCACUCCCCCUCUCUAUUGGCUUUGGAGAAGCAAAGAGACAGGAAUCCCAGCCAAUUACAGACGCUCGAAGUGACCUCCUGUCAGCUAUACGAAUGGGUAUCCAGCUGAAGAAAGUCCAGGAGCAACAGGAGCAGCAGGCUAAGAGAGAGCCUGUCGGUAACGAUGUGGCCACCAUCUUGUCCCGACGCAUCGCCGUGGAGUACAGCGACUCAGACGACGAUUCAGAACUCGACGAAAACGAGUGGUCAGAUUAACGCACGCACAUAGUGAGGAGAAUAUACACACACA